This is a messenger RNA of Myotis lucifugus (little brown bat), 2021 nucleotides long. RefSeq names its product SH3 domain and tetratricopeptide repeats 1 (gene SH3TC1). The transcript has 6 exons. Lineage: Eukaryota; Metazoa; Chordata; Mammalia; Chiroptera; Vespertilionidae. The record is from RefSeq and is a predicted model, not a curated record. Gene Ontology annotation, molecular function: protein binding. The coding region runs from base 40 to 1326 and encodes 428 amino acids.
GGCGUGGCCGGCGUGGACCAGGAGGGCGUGGUCGCCAACAUGAUGGCCCUCGCCCUGAAGAGGACGGGCAGGACGCGGCUGGCGGCCGAGGGCUACUUCCGCGCCCUGGGCAUCGCCCGGCGCCUGGGCCAGCGGCGGAACCAGGCGGUGGCCCUGGCCAACUUCGGGGCGCUGUGCCUGCAGGCGGGGGCCCGCGGGCUGGCCCAGCACUACCUCCUGGAGGCCGUGAGGCUCUUCUCAGGGCUGCCCAGCGGGGAGUGCGGCCGGGACUUCACCCAUGUGCUCCUGCAGCUGGGCCACCUGUACACGCGCCGGGCCCUCGCCCAGCGGGGCAAGUGCUACUACGAGUGGGCCUUCCUGGUCGCCGCGGAGACGGGCAACCUGGAGAGCCAGCUGCGUGCCGUCCAGCGGCUGUGCCACUUCUACAGCUCAGUCAGGCCCCGCAGGGCCCAGUGCGUCGUCUACCACGAGUUCCAGCUCGCGCUGGCCCGCCGGGCGGCCGACAAGGCGCUGGAGGGGCAGCUCCUGGAGACCAUCAGCCGGCUCUACCUGUCCCUGGGCACCGAGCGGGCCUACAGAUCGGCGCUGGACUACACCAAGCGCAGCCUGGGCAUCUUCAUCGACCUCCAGGAGAAGGAGAAGGAGGCGCACGCCUGGCUGCAGGCGGGGAAGAUCUACUACCUGCUCCAGCAGAAUGAGCUGGUGGACCUGUACAUCCAGGACCGGGCGCUGCCCCUGGCCGUGACCACAGGGAAGCAGGAGGCGGAGCUUCGGCUGUGCAACAAGCUGGUGGCACUGCUGGCGGAGCUGGGCCUGCAGCAGGAGGGCCUGGAGUUCGCCCACAUGGCCCUGGCUCUCAGCAUCACCCUGGGAGACCGUCUGAAUGAGCGCGUGGCCUACCACCGGCUGGCCGCCCUGCACCAGCGGCUGGGCCACGGCGAGCUGGCCGAGCACUUCUACCUCAAGGCGCUCUCGCUCUGCAGCUCGCCGCUCGAGUUCGACGAGGAGACGCUGUACUACGUGAAGGUGUACCUGGUGCUGGGCGACAUCACCUUCUAUGACCUGAAGGACCCCUUCGACGCGGCCGGGUACUACCAGCUGGCGCUGGCGGCGGCCGUGGACUUGGGCAACAAAAAGGCCCAGAUGAAGAUCUACACGCGCCUGGCCACCAUCUACCACAACUUCCUGCUGGACCGCGAGAAGUCCCUCUUCUUCUACCAGAAGGCCCGCACCUUCGCCUCCGAGCUCAACCUCCGCAGGGUCAGCCUGGCCCCGCAGCGGUGCUGGGGGCGCGCACCCUGGCUGGCCUCCGGCCACCCGCCCUGACCCGCCCCGAGGCCCGUGCUGGCGGAGUGCGUCCUGGCGGCGCGUUUUCCGGGGAACAAAGGAGGCGGCCAAGCGGCAAUAAAUGUUCUGCAGGCACCUCCUCAAGUCUGCAGGCCCCUCCCUGCGGCCUCCUGGGGAGGGCCCAGGGCCUGGCCCAUCCUGGGGGCCACCACCUGCGGCUGCACCCCAUCCUCGGGCCUAAGUGGGUCGUCUGUGAGCCCGGCAGACCCAGGCGGAUCCCCUGCCAGCCACCGGCGGCGUGGCCUUGGGCAAGUUCCUCCCCGGCUCCCCUCCCAGAGCCCCCACUGUGUGUCCGCAUGGUGCUCCGCCGUGAAUCUUAAGCCUCCCGUGAGGUCGGACUGCGGUGCUCCCCUUCGACAGCUGAAGAAAUAGAGGACCAGAGAGGCUAGGAGCUUUGCCCGCUGCCACACAGCAGAUACGGAGGGAGGGCCAUGUGGGGUCCGCUGCUGGGCCGCCCACCCCUGCCCUGCCCAGCUGCUCCCCCCACAGGCCGCCAGGGCAGGAACCCAGGCAUCCCCUUGCAAUCCUCUCCCCGACUCACAGGCAGGGAACCGAGGCUCAGAGAGGGGUGCCAGGGGCUUCUCACCGCACGGCUCUAUUCCGGCCCCUCUUCUUUCUUGAACUUAUUUUGUUAACGAGGAGAAAUUCACAUAAUAUAAAUGUAACGAUUUCAA